Messenger RNA from Diachasmimorpha longicaudata, 6368 nucleotides. It is a transcript of the gene Tlk, whose product is annotated as Tousled-like kinase. Gene Ontology annotation, cellular component: nucleus. Gene Ontology annotation, biological process: peptidyl-serine phosphorylation; intracellular signal transduction; chromosome segregation. Lineage: Eukaryota; Metazoa; Arthropoda; Insecta; Hymenoptera; Braconidae. Bases 927 to 3515 code for a protein of 862 amino acids. Gene Ontology annotation, molecular function: ATP binding; protein serine/threonine kinase activity. The transcript has 14 exons. The record is from RefSeq and is a predicted model, not a curated record.
AACUGUCGUCACACGUUUCAUCGUAAACGUAAAAACUUUGCGUUAAUAGAAACGAAAAAAACCAUUGAUAAUUUUUUUAACGGGUAAAGCAGACACGACUUUUAAUAAAUUAGUUAAUCGAAAAUACUAGUUAUUGUCUACAACUUAAAUAACGAGUACGGAUAUGUGUUAAUCUGGUUUAAACGAUUGUCGAAGAUAUUCACAAAUUUAAUGGUGAAUGAAAGUUGGGUUGAAAAAUCAGCCGAAAUAUUAUAGAAAAUGGUUGAUAAUUUUUCCGAGUUGUUUGUUGAUCAUUAUGAUGAUUGACUGAAGACUUGGGAGGAUGUUGGAUACUUCAUUGAUAAUGUGUAAAAAGUGUAUUUGUGGAUGAAAAUAAUCAAGAAGAACAAUAAUGGAUAAAUCCUGAUAAAUUUUGUGAGUGCAAAAAAGGGACUAAAAUAUUUUGUGUUACACAUCGGUGUGUAUAGAAGGCGUUGCAGCAGUUGGAAGACCAAGAGCAACGUCCCAAAGUGUUCGUAAACGUCUCACCUACAUAAAAAAAAAUCCUCUCAUUUUUUUUAUUUGCUAAUGACAAGGACAGAGGUGUAAUAACCAUCAUGAAUCCUAAAAAUUGUCUUGAGAUGAUAACGUCCACCAAAAAGUGAUUAAGUGACAAACGUGAAUUAAACUUGGUCCUGGUUAAAUGAAUUAUUUUUUAACAUGAUUAAAUCGUGGACUGAAGGAUUAUCGCCUGAAAAAGUGAUACGUUAUUAUGGGAUCAUAUCCCCAGUGAUCAUAUAAUCAUCGUUACAACGAUUGAUCAAUUCAUUUAUGAAUAAUAACCAACAACAAGGACUAUAAAAUUUUUGACGGUGAAUUUAAGCUACAAAUUUCAACAUUAAAAAAAGGAUAAACACAGUGCCAACACUGCAGAUGGAUAAACAGGGAUGACUGACAAUUGUUGGAAUUCUGGUGGUGGCGCUGGCGUCAAGAUGGAGCACUUUCAGACCACCCUGGACCCCAGGAAGCAGGAGUUACUGGAGGCCCGGUUUCUUGGAGCGAGGGGUGGUCGUAACAACGGUCCAACUAAAAAUGCCGUCGACAGCGCGCAGUCGUCGAUACCGAGCGCGGUUAAGUGCGGCCAACCGACUACCCCAGGAAUAGACUGGACGAGGCGCGACAAUGCCCCACCCUCCCGUGAUCAACGUAACUCUUCCUCCAGUGCAACGGGCCAGGGCCAACUAUCUCAGAUGUCUGCUGGCUCACAAAUUCAGAUGGCACCCCAAUCAACCGUGAACUCUGGUCAGUCGGUUCAUAGUCAAGACUCGAAUAUGAGUACCGGCUCGUCGCACAGCGACAAGGAGGUGGAUCCGAACACACCUGAAAAGCUACCACGGAGCACAGGAGAGAGAAAGAGAAAACGCAAAGUUGAUGAUGGUGGUGGUGGUGGUUCUGGUGGUCCGGUUAGCUCUAAGGGUGCACGAUCUGUACCAGCAUUGGAUAAAAAAAUCAACGAGUAUUUUCCAAAACAUCAUCUAGGCAGUAGUCCAAUUAGGCAUGGAGGCGCUAAAAGUCCAUCGCCGCAAUAUCCUAUGUAUCCACCAUCGGCUCAACCUCUAGUAUCAUCCCAAUCGACAACGCCAAAUGCUUCGGGCGCUGAAUUUUCAUCCCUGAUGCAACCACCACGACCUCAAAUACAGCCCCCACCUCCACCAUCAGCUACGACACAACCUGCAGGCUCAAUGGUCAGCAAGCAGGUUCAGGUAAGGCCCACGAACCUACCUAGGACAAGCCAGGUCAGGCAGGCGAAGACAAACACCCCAAAUACGGAACUCACUUGUCAGAGGAUACAGGAGUUUGAGUCUCAGGCAUCGUCAGAUCUAGAACUACGUAAUAAUAAAAUUGACGAAUUAAAUAGAACAACGGAAGAAUUAAGGCAUCAAAUGGCGAAUCAACAAAAAAUUCUAGAACAGCACAAAUCUCAUAUAAAUAAAUGUAUAGACGUUGUAAAGAAACUUCUUAAAGAGAAAUCAAAUAUUGAGAAGAAAGAGGCUAGACAAAGAUGUAUGCAAAAUAGACUGAGACUUGGACAAUUUGUAACCCAACGUGUUGGUGCUACGUUUCAAGAAAAUUGGACGGAUGGUUAUGCAUUUCAAGAAUUAGCACGUAGACAGGAAGAAAUAUCGACUGAACGUGAGGAGAUUGACAGACAAAAAAAAUUAUUAUUAAAAAAGAGGCCAUCAAAUAGUGAAACUGGCCGUAAACGUAGUCAACCACAGCCAUCACUGCAUAAUGGUACUGAAGCAACAUUUUUAAAGCCUGAUGCUGUGCCUGGUUCAUACACAUGGCAGGAAUAUUACGAGGCAGAUGAAAUACUCAAAUUACGUCAGAGUGCAUUGAAAAAAGAGGAUGCUGAUUUACAACUUGAGAUGGAAAAAUUGGAGAGAGAACGAAAUUUACACAUUAGGGAAUUAAAAAGAAUACACAAUGAGGACCAAUCACGUUUUAAUUCACAUCCAGUACUGAAUGAACGUUACCUAUUACUUAUGUUAUUAGGCAAAGGUGGUUUUAGUGAGGUACAUAAAGCAUUUGAUCUCAAGGAACAGCGAUAUGUUGCGUGUAAGGUACAUCAAUUAAAUAAAGACUGGAAAGAGGAUAAAAAAGCCAAUUAUAUUAAACAUGCAUUGAGGGAAUAUAAUAUACAUAAAGCACUCGAUCAUCCGAGAGUUGUCAAACUCUAUGAUGUUUUUGAAAUUGAUGCCAAUUCAUUUUGUACAGUUUUGGAAUACUGUGAUGGUCAUGAUCUUGACUUUUAUCUCAAACAGCAUAAAAUGAUUCCUGAGAGAGAGGCAAGAUCCAUUGUUAUGCAAGUUGUCUCAGCGUUGAAGUACCUUAACGAAAUAAAACCACCUGUCAUUCAUUAUGACCUUAAACCAGGUAAUAUUCUAUUGACUGAGGGGAAUGUUUGCGGCGAAAUCAAGAUAACAGAUUUUGGUUUGAGUAAAGUUAUGGAUGAGGAGAACUACAAUCCUGAUCAUGGAAUGGACUUGACAUCGCAAGGAGCUGGGACGUACUGGUAUUUACCACCAGAGUGUUUUGUAGUUGGGAAAAACCCACCUAAAAUAUCGUCAAAGGUUGAUGUAUGGAGUGUAGGAGUUAUUUUCUAUCAGUGCCUCUAUGGUAAAAAGCCGUUCGGACACAAUCAGUCGCAAGCGACUAUAUUGGAGGAGAAUACCAUAUUGAAAGCAACUGAGGUACAAUUUGCCAACAAGCCGACAGUUAGCAACGAAGCUAAGAGUUUUAUACGAAGCUGUUUGGCGUACAGAAAAGAAGAGAGAAUCGAUGUACUGACAUUAGCAAGACAUGAAUACCUCCAGCCACCAGUGCCAAAGCACGGACGUCAAGCAAAUAGCCAACAACAGCAACAGGCCCAACAGCAGCAACAACAACAAAUACAGCAGCAACAGCAGCAACAGCAACAAACCUCAUUUACAACUGGAAUGUUCAGUGGCAUGAAUGCAUCGAGCAGCUCGUAGUAAAAAACAUGAAAUAAUGUACAAUUUUUUUUGUUUUUUCUUUUUUUCUAUGACAAAAAAAAGCCUGCAGAAAAAUAAAGACAUGGGAGAAUCGCCAACUCCUGCUUGACAAACAUUUGAAGAUGUCCAAAUGAAUUGGGACAGUAGUGGAGGUUUUGUUUUGUUCACUAGGUUAAAAGUAAACAGAACUGAGUGAAAAAUGAAGUGAAGAACUUUUCAUCGAUAAUUAAAUUAAAUUUUAAAGAAACGAGAAGAAAUUAAAAAAUAAAUAAAAAUGCCAAAUCUGUAUGAGAAGACACUCAAACUGCACAUCAUAAGCAUCAAUUAAAAGAGGUGAAUAAAAAAAACAAAACUAAAUAAAUAAACAAAAAACAGUGAAAUAAUGAAAAAAUAAAUAAACAAAUAAAAAUUAAAAAUACAGUGAAUGUAAGAAAUUAAUAAUUAAUUCAAGUGUAAAUACAAAUAAAAGGAUGGAUAAUGGAAAACAAAUUAUUCAGACAUCACUGUUACAAACACAGACAUUCACUCUGCCACAAUAAUCACCGGUAAAUGAAAAUUCAUAAAUUAAAUAAUUUAAUUUCAUCCCUCUCGAUGAAGGAGGAAUUACUAACAAAAUUGCUAUCAAUGACGACAUAGAAUUUCAUUGAUUAAAAUGAUAAUCAGUGCAUUUUUGUGGAAUCAAAAAUAAGAAAAUAAUAGGAGGAAUAAUGAAAUAACUGAUUCUUUUUAUUUCAGUUAUGAGAGAGAGGCAAUUAUACACGCAAAAUAUCACGAAAGAGAAAAAUCAUUAAUACAGUUAUUUUGGAGUGAAACGAUAAAACGUAGUUUAGUCAUAUUUGCUAUAUUUGCCCCUCCAAGGAGUAGUAAGAGGUAUUUCAGGAAAAAAUGAGCGGUGAUUUUUUUGUUUUGACGAAGAAAUUCGUAACAAGACAUCUUUUAUAUUUUCUCCGGAAGUGCCUCAUUAUUAGAAUAAUUCGAUAUUCACCCAAGAGGAGCAAUUGGUUUUUUUACGUUUUAUCACUUCACUGCUGAAUUGAAAAAACACAACAACUAAAAUACGUUGUGUCCGUAAAAUGACAAGAAUAUUCAAUUGUGUUAUUGUUCCUUGUAUCGAACAGUGAGCUGAUUCGAAAGAAAAAACAAUACUAGUGCUUGAAUGAGAAUAAAUAAUGUAAAUGAAGUGAGAAAUGAAGAAAAAUUGAAUAAUGUAAGGAUUUGAAAAAGGAUAAAAAAAUUGAGAUAAACAUGUGAUAAGUUUUUGUGAAUUUAAAAAAAAGCAAGAAAACAAAUUAAAAAAAACGUUUCAUGCAAGUGAAAGAUAUAUAUAUUUUUUUUCAUUUUAUCAUUUUGAGUCGGUUUUUCUACACUUUUUUUCGUGGAAAAAAUUGGAAUGCUUGAGAACGUGUGCGUGAAAAUAAAAAAUAAAUAUUCAAAAUUUCAAAAGUAAAUGUUCUUUCUACGCAAUAUUCUGUUCAUACUUUUGGUGGAUUAAGAAUAACAAAACAUAGUGAAAAAGAAAAUUAAUGAAGCAUUAACAAGUAAUAAUUAGAUUUAUUUUGUUUAUCAUUUCAGUUAUUUCCUAUGUGACAAUUCAUGUGUUGUCUAGUGUGUGAUAUGAGAAUAAUGGAAUAUUUGCAAUGAAAACAAAAUCGAACAGUUGUUACAAUCUAGCAUGCGUGUAUAUAUCAUACGAAAAAAAAACUAAAAACCGAAGGAAAUCAAAAAAAAUUGUUUUGAAUUGAUUUCUCACAUUUUGCAUAUCAUUGUUUCCCCUUUUAUUUUUAAUUCCACAAUUUUAAUUGAUUCGAUAGAACAAUGAAAAAUUCCAUUGUUGAUUCGAUUUAACAGUGAAGUGGCAACAGUUACGUUACAUUUUCGACUCUCAAUUAUUGUAAAUUAGCACCCAUUUUGAAUGUCAAAAAUAACGUUUUGAAUGUCGAUAGUAAAUUGUUUGACAAUGGAAGAGUUUUGAGAAAGUUAUACAUUUCACUGCUUGAUCGAUAAAUUAUCCAAGUAAUGAAUUAUUAAUCAAUUCGUUUUUUUCCUCCUUCUACGGGACUUUGUCAUUUUUAUUUGUAUCGUGCAGGGAUGAAAAAUUGGAAAAACAUGUCAAUCUAAAAAAACUUUUUUUAAAAUAAUCAUCAUAAUUUUACGAACCUGAAUCGAUUAGUCGCUUUACUCAAUUUGUUUUAUAUAUGUAUGUUAUAUAGAUAUUAAUAAUUAUGAAAAUAGAAGACUAAGUUAUUUUAUCAAGUGCCCUUUUGCUUUGUAUUAUAGUUAACGCGAUUUUAAAAAAAUGUCGAUAACAACAACGAUGAAAAUUCGCAUUUAUUCCCUGUGUUUUUCGUUAUUUUUCAUUAACAUAAUAACCAAUAUUAAAAUAAGUACGUUAAGAUAAUUGGUCCACUCAACAGUAAUUAUUUUUUAAAUUUUUAGUACCUCAAUAUUGCGAAAGCCUAUUUUUUUGUGUAAUUCUUUCAUGGUCUGGACCCAUUUUUAUCUAAAGAUGUGGAAUAAUGGACAAAAGAGAAUACAAAGUCUGAUCUGGUUUGCUUGGACAGCCUAACACCACUCCCCCCACCCCCUCUAUCUUCAUCCAGAAAAAUUUUGAUUAACGAAAAGGGGAAAAUUAAAACCUAGAAAAAUAUUGAUUCAUAUUUUUUAUUCAAACAUUAAUUUUUCAAUUUAAUAUUCAUACUCAUUCGCACAAUUUUCUUACUCAUCGGACCAAUGUGAGACACGGGGUAGUUAAAAAUGUCAGGUGAGUGUUAUCCAUUCAGAGACUUACACAUAAUGAUUAUUUAUGAUUUCUGAAAAUUUCAGCUGAACUGAUUUCACUAAAAAAGGUUUCUU